ACUGAAAGGCUGAAUCUAGGGAUAGUUGCUAGUGUGUUUUUGUCAGUAAUACUCCGUUUUCCAAUCUCUAUUCUAAUCGUAAAUAUUGAUAUUGAUCACAAUGACUAAGAACAAGUGUGAUGAUGGUAUAAAUAUCCGGCAAAGACAUCAUUGCGGUGAUGUUGCAGAUUCGCAUGAUAAUCAAGAGGAUGAAUUGAAUGGGAAUGAUAUUCAAGGAGACGAUAGUAUGAUAUCAUCUAAGACUUCUUUGAGGGAUGCCCAAGAGCGUGGACCUUGUGCAAGGUUUAGGAAAGCAUGUUCUCUCCAUAAGGGGCUACUCCUUGCACUUCUGUCCUGUAUAUUCCAAGCAAGUGGCGCGAUAGGGGUUAAACUACUUUAUGGCAGAAUCCCACCAACUGAGAUUGCUGCAGUUCGACUAAUCUCCUAUUCUCUCUUUGCUGCAGUACUCAGUUUGUACUAUAAGAUAUCUCCUCGAGUUACUCUGAAGCAGCUACCAUGGCUACUGCUCCGAAUCACAUGUGGAACCAUUGCAAUGUGCCUUGCCUUUUACGCCUACCAAAACAUCCCUGUUGGGGAUGCUAAUGCAAUUAUCUUUAUCAGUCCAGUCCUCACAGGAUUCUGUGCUUGGAUACUUCUUGGUGAGAAGUUCACCCUUGUGGAUGUUGGCUUAGCUGUGUUUGCACUUGUUGGUGUUGUCUUAAUCGCCCGUCCGUCUUUCCUCUUUGGGAAAUUUGUAGAGGCCUCAGGAGAAAGAAACACUGUUCUUGGUGUUGUUGCAGCAUUGCUUGCGGCUCUGUUUGCAUCGUUGGUGUUUGUGCUCAUCAGGAAGCUUGGCGGAAUCAGUCUGCAUCCUCUCACCCAGAUUUUUUACUUUGGGCUUUUUGGUUUUAUCAUGACAACCGUGUUGACUGCUGUUCUUGGACUCUUGAUUGUCCCCAGAUGCGGGAUGGAUCGCCUUGUGCUCAUCUUUAUUGCCGUCAUAGGCUUCCUGGCACAGAUUUCCAUGACUUAUGCAUUCAAAUUAGAAAAGGCAGCUUAUGUAGCCGUUGUGAAGAGCAACAAUGUCAUCCUGGCUUUCCUGCUUGAAUUUGCCAUCUUCGGUACUGUCCCAUUUUGGCUGUCACUAAUCGGAGCUGCUUUGGUUAUGGCUAGCUCUCUUGGUGUUACAGCAAAGAAAUGGAAGGCAUCUCAUUCUAAAAAAGAAACUGAUAAUACCAGUGAUAGGGAUGAUGACAUAGACUUGGAAAAUGAAGAAGAAAUGGAAGUCAAUGUCAGACAAAGUUGACAUGCUUUCAGCUUGAAAUUGUUAUAUUAUUGAAUUAUUCUGAAAAUUUCUACCAUCGUUUACAAUGUUUUUUAAAAGCUUUUAUCUACUGGGGGGGGGUGGGAGGGUACUCACGAAAUAAGGCUUACGAAGCUGUGCCACUGGAAUUGGUCGCUUUUUUUUAAGAAAUCUUUCAACAUGGGGUAUAGGUUUAUGCUGAAAAAUCCCUAAAUAUGGCCCCAAUUUUUAGAUACUGGCCUUAAACAUAGGUCCAUAUUCUCCUCCAAUGUCUUAAAUGCAAAUACGAAAUGACCUUACAUUUUGGGUUAUAACAGAGAGAGAGUUGUUGCUUUGAAGGAUAUCUUUAAUGACCCGUGUAGCACAUCCAAGGUAGCAUAUUAUGACAAAUGUAGAGAAAACCAACUGAGGUGUACAUAUCAUUCUAUCAUUUUCUCAUUAGACCAAGUCAAUUUUGUCCUUUGUGGCGAAUGAGUUCCAUCUGGUGGUCCUUCCAAGGUAGAUACAUGUAGUUGUGCAACCUGAUAGUGGAGCUAUAGAGAGAUUGUGAUGUUCAAGGCCCCGUCUUACAAAGAAUUGAGCUUGAUCCGAUCAACCACAACUAUGGAAAGCCAGCAACUAUCAACAUUUAAAAUGCAUGUUUAAAAUAUUUUUAAGGUAUGAUGUACAGGUACAUUCAUUGUUUUCUUGACAUUUCAGUAUGGUCUUCAUUUAAAGGUAUGUUGUGCGUAUUUGUUGUAGGAACAUUUUGACAUUGAUGGAUUUCCAAAUAGAUUAUGUUGAUCGGAUCAUUGCAACUCUCCUCAAGAAGGGGCCCAGGAAUUUAUAUACAUUAGGAUCCUUGAAGAGAGAGCACCCAUUUAUUUUCUGAUAAGCAAAGACAAUUUGCUGACUUUUCUUUGAGUUGUGCAUGUACAGGUCAAUGGAAUGUAACAGAACUUGUUUUAGUGCCAUUGCAUUUUGAAUAAAAAAUUGGUGUCAUUAAUAAUAAAUUCCUGGAAAGGAAUACUUCGAUUCAUAGUGAUUUAUUUACAGGGUUCCCACAGUUAUGGAAAAUCCAGG
Molecule: messenger RNA, 2344 nt
Organism: Lytechinus variegatus (green sea urchin)
Lineage: Eukaryota; Metazoa; Echinodermata; Echinoidea; Temnopleuroida; Toxopneustidae
Product: solute carrier family 35 member G1-like
Exons: 1
Coding region: 101-1285 (394 amino acids)
Cellular component (GO): membrane
Source: RefSeq, a predicted model, not a curated record